AUGAGGAUGGGGACGCGGAUGUUGCUGGUGUCUGCCCUGGCUGCUCUGUUUUGUCAGGCGUGGAGUCCUGCAGAAUCUCACAUCACUGAGGUAGAAUUGCACCCUCGGUUGCUUCACCCCUGGAGAAAUCAAGGCAAAGGGGUUGUAAGAGUGAAGAGAGACUGGAUCAUACCCCCAAUCCGAGUGUUGGAGAAUAGUAAGCAGGUUCCCGAAGACCUUGUCCAGAUCAAAUCAGACAAAACUUUUUCGGGUGAGGUGAUCUACAAACUUGAAGGGCCGGGGGUUGACCUAGACCCCAAAAAUCUCUUUGAGAUCGAUGAUAAAACGGGGAUAAUCAGAAGCAAGCGGCCACUGGACAGAGAGAAACACAACAGCUUCACGCUUAAAGCCUUUGCGUUGUCCCCCAGUGGAGAGAGGCUGGAGAACCCCACCACCAUCGAGAUAGUGGUGCUGGAUCAGAACGACAACAGACCUGCUUUCACUCAGAGCCAGUUUGUUGGGACCGUUCCAGAGUUUUCGAUUCCAGGCACAUCAGUGAUGUCGGUGUCAGCCGUAGAUGUAGAUGACCCAAUGACGGACAACGCUGCCCUGAGCUACUCGAUCGUUGGACAGGAGAGUAUCCCUGCCAACGCUGUGACCAAGACUAUGUUUGGUAUCAACAACCAGACAGGGGCCAUCUACACAAGAGAUGUAGGCCUGGAUCGAGAGGUGGUGAAGGGUUUCAGGCUAAAGCUGCAGGUUGCUGAUAUGGGGGGCAUGGGAUUAACCAGUGAAGGUCUGGCAGUCAUCCAUGUGUCUGACAUCAACAACCACGCUCCACAGUUCAGUCCCGCCUCGUACCACGUGUCAGCGCAGGAGAACGGAUUCAACUAUGAGAUCGGUCGAGUGAAUGUGACAGACAGAGACGAUCCCGGAACGGGAAACUGGGAGGCCAGAUAUUCCAUCUCCAAUGACCCCGACCACAACUUUGCCAUCAGAACAGAUCCUGCCACCAACCAGGGAGUUCUGACUGUGGUGAAGCCCCUGGAUUACGAAACACAAAAAGAGCACCUUCUGACACUGAGUGUGGAAAAUGUGCUUCCUCUGAGCAACAAAGCCCCUAACCUCCCCCCGAGCACCGCUAAAUUGUUGGUCACUGUUGUGAACAGGAACGAGCGUCCGUAUUUUAGUGAGGAUCCCAUAAAGUUUGAGGUGCCCGAGUCUGUGCUUCCGUCAACAAUACUUACAAGGAUAGCUGCCUCAGACCCAGACAAUUUUGAACUGAGAUAUGAAAUUAGCAAAGAUCCUGAGAUGUGGCUGGAGAUUGAUGAAGAGACUGGGGUCAUUAGAGCCAGAAGAACCUUCAACAUGAGAUCUCCCUAUGUUAGAAACAACAUCUACCAGGCUGUUGUCAAAGUUACAGAUGGUGGUGGCCUGUCGACAACUGCCACAUUGGCUAUGAGACUCAGAGAGACAAAUGACUUCCCCCCUCAACUGUUCCCUCUAAGUGGCUCCGUAUGCAGACAUGUCACCAGCUCUACGCCUGGCCUCUAUCUGACUGCGGUGGACGAAGACCGCCCGCCGCACGCAGCACCUUUCUUUUUCAAAAUUGCCGAUGAUAACAUGUUGGCUAACUGGACUGUGAAUCCAAUCAAUGAUACCCAUGCUGUGCUGCUGCCCAGUGCAGAGCUGGGACCUGGGGAGUACGCGGUCACUGUGUUGGUCAAGGACGCCGGCAGCCCACCUCUGAGCUCUUACUCUCAGGUCAACAUCACCGUGUGUCUCUGUGACUCUCACGGUGACUGUAAGUCCGAGGUGGGGGCUUUCUUAGGCUCCAGCGUGGGAAUCAGCUUCAUCGCUCUCAUGAUCAUCAUGGCCUGUGUUGGACUCUUACUAUUGCUGCUGGUCCUGGCUGUGGCUUUGACCACCUGUGGAAGACGGCACCAUAUAAAGAAGGGAACAGGGCUGCUCGUUGGGGAAUCGGAAGACGACAUCCGUGACAACGUCUUCAACUACGACGAGCAAGGAGGUGGUGAAGAGGACGAGAACGCCUUUAACAUCGACCUGCUGUGGAACCCCCAUGAUGCACCGUCCACACCGCGGUCCUUCUAUCCAGGGUCUGGCGUUCCUCGAGGAAAGCAGCCCCUGAGGAGGGAUGCUCCACACAACCUGCCCUCACCCACCUACCCUCGGAGACCACCCGCCGACCCCACAGACAUCGAGGACUACAUCAACGAUGGCCUGGAGGCUGCUGACAAUGACCCGAACGUGCCUCCCUACGACACGGCGUUGAUCUACGACUACGAGGGAGACGGCUCGGUGGCUGGCAGCCUCAGCUCCAUUGCUUCGGGCAGCUCGGACGGAGAUCAGGACUAUGACUACCUCAACGACUGGGGACCACGCUUUCAGAAACUGGCCAACAUGUAUGGGACGUGUUAGAGUGGAUAC
Molecule: messenger RNA, 2427 nt
Organism: Menidia menidia (Atlantic silverside)
Lineage: Eukaryota; Metazoa; Chordata; Actinopteri; Atheriniformes; Atherinopsidae
Source: the annotation of a GenBank genome assembly